This is a messenger RNA of Phaedon cochleariae (mustard beetle), 1608 nucleotides long. The record is from the annotation of a GenBank genome assembly. Lineage: Eukaryota; Metazoa; Arthropoda; Insecta; Coleoptera; Chrysomelidae.
GGAGGAUUGAGGUUAGCUCAAGGUUUGGAGUUUGGUAUUAUUGUUAUAUUUAUGAUCGUUAAUUUUUCCACAUUUGUUUCUUGCACCUGUUUUAAGAAAUAUUAAUAUAUUUUGGAGUUUCUGAUAAGAAUGCCGUACGCUAAUCAACCGUCAGUACACAUAACUGACCUGACCGAUGAUAACUGUAAAUUUUACAUUGAAGACACUGAUCUGAGUGUCGCGAACAGCAUUCGCCGCGUCCUUAUUGCUGAAACUCCUACUUUAGCCAUAGAUUGGGUAAAACUUGAAGCAAACUCAACAGUACUAGGUGACGAAUUCUUAGCACACCGAAUAGGACUAAUUCCUCUUGUAUCUGAUGAAGUAGUGCAACGUUUACAAUACCCUAGGGAUUGUGUAUGUCCUGAUUUUUGUCAAGAAUGCAGUGUUGAAUUCACCCUAGAUGUAAAGUGCACUGAUGAUCAAACUCGCCAUGUUACCACAGCAGAUCUGAAGUCUUCAGACCCCCGUGUAAUUCCAGCAACCUCCAAACAUAGAGAUGAUGAGUCAUCAGAAUAUGGAGAGACAGAUGAGAUUCUCUUGAUCAAACUGCGUAAGGGUCAGGAGCUCAAAGUUAGAGCUUAUGCAAAGAAAGGAUUUGGCAAAGAGCAUGCCAAAUGGAACCCUACUUGUGGAGUGGCAUUUGAGUAUGAUCCUGAUAACUCUAUGAGACAUACACUAUUCCCAAAGCCUGAUGAAUGGCCCAAGAGUGAAUAUAGUGAACUGGAUGAUGAUCAAUUUGAAGCCAACUUCAAUUGGGAACUCAAACCUAACAAGUUUUUUUAUAAUGUAGAAUCUGCAGGACUUCUGAGACCUGAGAAUAUUGUUAUAAUGGGUGUGGCCAUGUUGAAAGAAAAAUUGUCCAAUUUACAAACUCAGCUAAGUCAUGAACUUCAAAAUGAUGCUCUGUCAAUUCCUAUUUAAUAUUUUUCCAGUAUCAUUAUAGAUUUAAGAUAUCAUUUGAUUAAAUUGGGAUCAAUCUGAGUCUUGUAUUAUUUGUUUUGUAGGAGAAAUAUAUUUUAAAAUGUGUAAAUAACCUUUAUUCACAAUUCACAUAGGUACAUUUAAAAUAACUUAAUAUUUUUUAAAAACAACAACAGGCACUUUUAUAUUUCAGGUAUUUGAAAUUGUAAUUUCAAAAUAAAUUUUUGUCAUGAUAAGAAACAAUAGGAAACAAGACUAUUUACAAAUAUUUAUACCACAUCAUACUCACAUUCACUUAAGUACAUUUUGUAACCUAUGGCAAUUUCAUAUUUUAUUAAAAUUAUCAAUUAAAUUACUAUUUACAAAAAUGAUAUGUACAUUUGAAUUGGCAGUGAGGUUGCAUUUUAUAAUACAGUUUAGGUAUAUAAUACUAUUUAGUUUGUUUUGGUUUUAAGAAUCCUAUAAUCUUCAAUUCAUUACAAAAAACUAUGAGUUUUGAUUUACUGGACAUGAAUUCAACAAAACAUUAUGGAAUUCCUUCAUGUAUGACCAGUCGACUAGCUGAUUUUCUAUUGUAAGUUUCCUCAGACAUCCCUUGAAAUUUGUUAGGGAUUUCAAAGUUCCUGUGGGGGCAUUAUCUGAAACAAU